CGUGGUGGCAGUCACAUGAUCUCCACAGAUGACUUGGAGUAUCCGCGGGAGUACCGGACGCUGGGGAACAGCGCCCGGCGCUUCUCCAAUGUGGGCCUGGUGCAUACAUCUGAGCACCGCCACACCGUCAGCGCCGCCCAGAGCCUGGAGGCCCUGACCAACCUGCAUAAGGCUGACAUGGAACGCAAGAGGGACGCCUUCAUGGAUCACCUGAAGAGCAAGUAUCAGCAGCAGCAGCAGCUGCAGCAUCCACACCACAGCCCCCACCACAACCCGCCAUCGCCCUCACCCUCCCACGCCAGCAUGAGGGGUACGUCAGAGCGGUCUGCACGAGAACAGGUACGUAGUGAGCAACAGCCCAACUACUGGAGCUUUAAGAGCCGCAGUCCACGGCAUUCCCAGUCUACCCAGUCUGGGCUUGCCGACCAGGCCGCCAAGCUCUCCUUUGCCUCCGCUGAAUCCUUGGAGACCAUGUCGGAAGCCGACAUCCCCCUUGGGUUCAACCGGAUGAACCGAUUUCGCCAGAGCCUGCCGCUGUCCCGCUCUGCCAGCCAGAAUAAGCUACGAUCUCCAGAUGAAUAUUCAGGUGUGCUGUUCCUGCAGUACGGAGAUGAGACACGUCGGGUGCACAUCACCCACGAGCUGAGCAGCCUGGACACGCUGCACGCUCUCAUCGUGCACAUGUUCCCUCAGAAGCUGACAGCAGGUAUGUUGAAGUCACCCAACACGGCCAUCUUGAUCAAGGACGAGGCGCGCAACGUCUUCUACGAACUAGAAGACGUCCGAGACAUCCAGGACCGCAGCAUCAUCAAGAUUUACCGCAAGGAGCCAAUCUACGCUUCCUAUCCUGCUGCUGCACACCUUGCUAACGGAGACCUGAGGAGGGAGAUGGUGUACUCCUCUCGUGACUCCUCCCCAACUCGCCGCCUCAACACGCUCCCCUCCUCUACGGCCUCAGCGUCCUCUGGCUCUCCAUCCCGCUCACGCCUCUCCUACAGCGGGGGUCGACCUCCAUCCUUCGCAGGGUCCCAUCCCCAGCAUGAACAGCCCCGACAUCCCCACCAUCCCGCAGCCGGCCACAGUGCCAACGCAGGCCUGUCUCCCUCGCCCAGCGCCAUCCUGGAGCGCCGCGACGUCAAGCCAGACGAGGAAGUUUCCGCUAAAAACAUGGCCCUGAUGAAGAACGAGGGGCUGUAUGCAGAUCCCUACAGCCUGAUGCACGAGGGCCGCCUCAGCAUCGCCUCCACCCAGUCGUUAGCUGCCAUCGGAGACCCCUUUAGCUUCCCUGUUUCAAGUGGCCUGUACCGGCGUGGCUCUGUGCGCUCACUCAGCACCUACUCAGCUGCUGCUCUUCAGGGGGACCUGGAGGACUCCCUCUACAAGCCUGGAGGUUCACUCUACUCUGACACAUACUCCUCAGCCACACUGGGCAUGGGUUUUCGCAUGCCGCCCUCAUCCCCGCAGAAAAUCCCAGACAUGCAGCUGAGAGACAGGGACUCAUAUUCCAGCUCACCCAGCAGAGCCUCACCUGUCAGGCAGACCUUCCGCAAGGACUCGGCCUCCUCCUCUGUGUUUGUGGAGAGCCCAAAGUCGAGGCCAAGCUCCAGCUCAGAGCCUCUGUGUCUGACAGCCGGGCCUGGGGAAGGCGGCCGGGCUACGCCUGGCUUUGGUUCUUCAAUGUCUGGACAAGACCCUGACAGCAGCAGGGAUCACCGUCUGGAGCGGAUGGAGGCGAUGGAGAAGCAGAUAGCCAGCCUUACUGGUCUCGUCCAGAGUGUGCUGACCAGAGCACCAGACAGUGACAGCACAUGCGGCCUGCUGCGUCUCUGCAUGAUGGCGGGCUGCCCUCCGGACCAAGGGACGGAGUUCUCACGGCCAUUACCUUUCUCUUCCAGCGAGAAGACCGAAACCAACAGCGACGGCUCCGCCACUGGAACUGGACGGCUGAAGAAGAAAGCUAAUACACCAUCAGCACCUCUAGCUCUGAUGCCGCCGCCACCUUCAAACACAACCCAGGUGAACAGCAUCGGCCGCUUGCAGAUGCAGCUCCACCUGCACGGCCUCCAGCAAAACGCCACAGACCUGCGCAAACAGCUCACCCAGCUACGCAAGACACAGCUGGAGAACCAGGACUCGGUGCGAACCCUGUUGAAGCGGACAGAAGCGGAGCUGAACGUGCGUGUGGCUGACGCUCUGAGGAAGCAGGAGGAUCCUCUGCAGAGACAGCGCCUCCUGGUGGAGGAAGAGAGACUGAAGUACCUCAAUGAGGAAGAGCUCAUCAUCCAGCAGCUCCACGACCUGGAGAAGUCAGUGGAGGAGAUCCAGAAGGAGUCGUCUGUCAACCACAAGCUGGUGACGGUGCAGGAGCUGGAGGAGAAGGCCACUGUUCUGAGAAAGCUGGGAGAAACACUCACAGAACUAAAAAAUCAGUUCCCAGGCCUGCAGAGUAAGAUGCGGGUGGUGCUCCGGGUGGAGGUGGAGGCCGUCAAAUUCCUGAAAGAAGAGCCACACAGGCUUGACGCCCUGUUAAAACGCUGCAAGACUAUAACUGACACCCUCGCCACCAUGCGCAAACAAGCGAAUGAGGGGGUGUGGAAGAAGCAGGAGGACUUCUCUAGUCCUUCGUCAAAGCACAAUGACGACUUGCGAAAGUUUUCAGACUUUGAAAUCCCCACCAGCCCACCACUCACCAUCAAUGACCUUGGGGGAGGCAACAGCCUGUCCAACUGGAGCCCCCACGCCAGCCUCAACCGUGGCCACGGGAACCCGUCUGGGCCACACAAGGACAAUCAUCCUCCUGUUCCCCACAAGGGCAAGGCCCUGGAGGAGCUGGAACGCCGUGCUGCUGCUGAUAAAGCUUUGUCCGUGGAGGUCCGGCUGGCAGCAGAGCGGGACUGGGAGGAGAAGCGGGCCAGUCUGACACAGUACAGCGCCCAGGACAUCAACCGGUUGCUGGAGGAGACCCAGGCUGAGUUAAUGAAAGCUAUUCCAGACCUGGACUUUGCUGCCACGCAGAUCAAGCCCGCCUCCAACACACCAUCCUCCCAAAUUCCCCAAUGUGGGGCAGGAACCCCAGAGCACCGCGUCAGCAAGCCCCAGCACAAGCUCUCUGGGAAAGAGGGAGGAUCCAGGCGUGGCUCUGAUGAGCUGACAGUGCCACGGUAUCGCACAGAGAAACCCUCCAAGUCUCCUCCUCCUCCACCACCUAGACGCAGUUUCCCAUCUUCUCCAGGCCUAACCACCCGCAGCGGAGAGCCGCUAAUUCCUGGAAAAUGUAUCAAGAAGUCUGAAUCUGAGGAGACUGAAGCCCAGAAGCCUCACGUGAAACUGAGGAGGGCCGUGUCUGAAAACCCUCGUCCUGCAUCAACGCCCCCUACACUUGCCUCUGGGGACAAAGAGGAAAGAGAGGAGGAGAAAAUUGCCGCCGCAUUGGAGCUGUUUGAGAGAGCCCCGCUCAGGCUCGCUCUCCCCCCACCCGUUAGCCUGUUAACUCGCUGCAGGAAAAGUGUACCCCCCUGCAGACUGGACCUGCGGCCAUCUGAGGCCCCAGGCACUGAGGGAAGACGCUUGUCUCCUGUUCCCCAGAUCGUGUUGACAGAGUGUUUGCCGGCUUCAUCCACUGUCUCAGAGGAUCCUGUCAGAGAUUUAGCAAAUGACCCAGCACAAGAGAGUCCAUCACGGGACUGGACUGGUCAUAACAAUGUCCACCAGACUCAAAUUUCAAAAGAAAGCGAUUCAUUCGGAAGCCCUCCUCAGCGAGAGCAGUGUCAUUAUAAAGCGGAUGUGGAGUUAAAACAGAGAGUAGCCCUGCUGCUGACAGAGCUGGAGGUGAGGGUGUUGUCCCCCGUUGAGGCCCAGGAGUUCAGCAGGACUACAGGUGAAGGUCUGCAGACUCUGACCAUCUCACCACAGACCAAAGAAGUCUCUGAGGCCCAGCUGAGUGACCGACCUCUCCUGGUGCUCCUCAGGGAGGAAGAAACAGUCAGGGAGGCCUACAGGCGGCUGCGCUCCCUCUUGGAGUCAUCGAAGCCGAUGCCUAAACCCAGAAUAAAAUCCCCCCUUCACUCAGUCCGGCAGAGCUCUCUGCUGGAGGCUCUAAGGAGAGGGAUAGAGACAGGGGAUAGAGUGCUGACACUUCAGCACAGCACUGAAAUUAAGACGAUUUCUAAUGUGCAGCAGAAUUCAAUGAACACUACUAUUAAACCCAGUGGGUCGGCCAGUUCAUUUGACAGUCUGUCCGACCAGAGCCAGAGGAAACUGAGAGAAGAUAUCCGACACAGCACCUACAGGAGGCUGGACAGCUUGGAGGAGACUAUUCGGGAGCUGGAGAACACCUUGAUAGAGAUCGGUGGCCAUCCAGCUGUAGAUCCGCUCUACUCUGAGGCAACCACCAAAAGCUCUCCUGUGCAGAUGACAGGCAGUCCGACAUCUGAGAACAGGAAGCCACCAGUCCCACCCAAGCCGUCCUCUCCAGCAUCGAUCCAGGGAGGGAAUAUUUCUAGUGUUGGCAAGGCUCUCCACUCCUCAGCUGCAUCCAAACUGAAGCACCUGCAGCAGAAUAGCACAGACAAGAAUAAAAGUGGCAAAAGAGAGGACUUCCUGAAGAUGCAGGACCAGCAGCAGCAGUGAGCGACCUGUCCGUGUCCAGCCUCUUCAGCUUCCUCCUCCUCCUGUUCACCUGACUAGAGAGAUACACACAUCCGUCUGCC
Chelmon rostratus (copperband butterflyfish) is the source of this 4709-nucleotide messenger RNA. RefSeq names its product SRC kinase signaling inhibitor 1 (gene srcin1a). Gene Ontology annotation, cellular component: actin cytoskeleton; postsynaptic density; cytoplasm. The record is from RefSeq and is a predicted model, not a curated record. Bases 16 to 4629 code for a protein of 1537 amino acids. The transcript is spliced from 22 exons. Gene Ontology annotation, biological process: regulation of dendritic spine morphogenesis. Lineage: Eukaryota; Metazoa; Chordata; Actinopteri; Chaetodontiformes; Chaetodontidae.